AGAAGCUAUGUAAUGAGCUAUGCAGUGAGUAAUAUAUUGAGUUAUUUAGUGAGCUAUGUAAUGAGCUAUGCAGUGAGUAAUUUAUUGAGUUAUUUAGUGAGCUAUGUAAUGAGCUAUGCAGUGAGUAAUUUAUUGAGUUAUUCAGUGAACUAUGUAAGAAGCUAUGUAAUGAGCUAUGCAGUGAGUAAUAUAUUGAGUUAUUUAGUGAGCUAUGUAAUGAGCUAUGCAGUGAGUAAUUUAUUGAGU
Messenger RNA from Lottia gigantea (owl limpet), 246 nucleotides. RefSeq lists its product as hypothetical. The annotation marks the transcript as partial. The record is from RefSeq and is a predicted model, not a curated record. The transcript has a single exon. NCBI's taxonomy places the organism in Eukaryota, Metazoa, Mollusca, Gastropoda, Lottiidae.